Messenger RNA from Peromyscus eremicus (cactus mouse), 1596 nucleotides. It is a transcript of the gene Tmem128, whose product is annotated as transmembrane protein 128. The transcript is spliced from 8 exons. Lineage: Eukaryota; Metazoa; Chordata; Mammalia; Rodentia; Cricetidae. Bases 552 to 1043 code for a protein of 163 amino acids. The record is from RefSeq and is a predicted model, not a curated record.
CUCAGGCUGACUUCUGUCUGAGGCCCCCAGUCACCCACAGAUUGGAUUUCUCCACUGCAGAUCAAAGGGAGCCACGGGUCUACUGCUGCCAUGCUUUCCUACUGUGAUGAUGCGGAACUCUAGAACCGGUGGCUAAUGCAUACAACGCAGAUAUUCCAAACAAAGGGGUGAUUCAUGUGUCCCGAGCAGGAGAAAGUGGGAUGAUGCAAAGUCACGCUACUCAGAAGGACAAUUUCAAACUUAUGAAUUAUUUAGUAUUGGAACUGUCCAUUAAUACGGUUGGAUUGCUGUUGGCAAUGAUGCUGGGAACUGGAUGUUCUCCGACCGGUUAGCCAGAGGCAAGGCUAAUCUUGGUCGUCCAUAGCUUCCAUAGAUCGGAAUAACCCCGGGACUCGCUGCGCCUGAGACCAGAGAUCAGUAUUUUAAAGUUCUGGGUCAACUAAAAUCGCAAGGAGAAUACAGCUCCAAUCAGGACGCCGGGAGGUUCCGCCCAAGGAGCUGGCGCCGGAAGUGCUGCGUGUGUCACUUCCGUCGCACUGGCGGGCGCCAAGAUGGACGCUCCGUGGGCUCGGGAGCAGCUCCGGAGGCGUUACCUAUUUCCUUCCGAAGCGGGGCUGGACUGUGAGGACGACGCCAGACCAGAAACCUCCACAGCUGAUGAGAUAAAGGAGAAACCUCUUCCAAGACUUAACAUUCAUUCUGGAUUCUGGAUUUUGGCAUCCAUCGUUGUAACUUAUUAUGUUGAUUUCUUUAAAACCUUUAAAGAAAAUUUCCAUACUAAUAGCUGGUUUCUCUUCGGCGGGGCCCUGCUGUUUGUCAGCCUGUCCAUCGCCUUUUACUGCAUAGUCUAUCUGGAGUGGUACCGGGGGAUUGAAGAGUACGAUGUCAAGUACCCCAUGCUGGUCCCCAUCACAACCGCGACUUUCAUCGCAGCGGGGAUUUGCUUCAACCUGGCUCUGUGGAAUGUGUGGUCAUUCUUCACCCCCUUGCUGCUCUUCACUCAGUUUAUGGGGGUUGUGAUGUUCAUCUCGCUCCUCGGAUAAGUUCCAGACUUAAGAACGUGAGCAUUUAAAGUGAACAAAGCAUCCAGCUUGUGCCACUGACCUGAAGGAGAAGCCUAGCCUGCUCUGGUGUCUGAAGUGAGUGGUUUCCAUGGCAACUGUGACUUUCUAAACCUGCUGUUGAAAUCUGAAUAAACGAUCUUUCUCUUGGGUGUUCGCAAACAAGUGAUUGUCAGCAGUUUGUGUUAGAUGGAACUGAGUCAGAGUUUGGAGACAGUGGUUGUCUAUUACUGGAGCACAGUGUGCCCACAGUUUCCAGAAGCUGAGGGUUAGCUGCCUUUGUGUAAGUGACUGGACGCAAGUAUGAAAGGAUUGUGUUGUCACCUUUAGUAGUCACUGGAUAGCUCAUAUUUGUCAUAGCUUUUUAGGGAGGGGACCAAACGGAAGCAUUUACUGUUUCCUGCUACUUUGGAUUUUAUCACUAUGUAAGUUAUUGGGUUGUUAGCAUUUUUUAACAUAUGCACUUUUAAUAAUGUUUAAGUAUCUAUGAUUUUUUUCCUGUAACAUCAAUAAAAUAUUUUUAUAACUUUCUUGU